Messenger RNA from Truncatella angustata, 1986 nucleotides. Its product is annotated as L-Aspartase-like protein. Gene Ontology annotation, cellular component: cytoplasm. Gene Ontology annotation, biological process: L-phenylalanine catabolic process. The record is from RefSeq and is a predicted model, not a curated record. NCBI's taxonomy places the organism in Eukaryota, Fungi, Ascomycota, Sordariomycetes, Amphisphaeriales, Sporocadaceae. The transcript has a single exon. Bases 1 to 1986 code for a protein of 661 amino acids. Gene Ontology annotation, molecular function: ammonia-lyase activity.
AUGUCUCCAUCAAAUUCUAUAUUCUCAGAGCUAAUGCUUGCGCAUUGGGCUGACACCAAGUCCUCUGAGCGAACAAUCUCAAUCUCGAGUUACGAUUUGAACAUCGCAGAUGUCGUAGCAGUGUCACGUCACCUUACUCAAGUCAGUCUAACCCGCGAAGCAGAGAACGCUGUUGAAAAGUGCAGCAAUAUUAUACAACAGAAGAUCGCCCUGGGCGAGGUCAUCUAUGGUGUCAAUACAGGGUUCGGCGGCAGUGCUGACACCAGGACCGGAGCCGUCGAUGAGCUACAGCAGAGCCUCUUUCAUCUCCUCAUGGCUGGUAUCACAGCGGGUGGGGAACCAAAGCUCCAGCCUCAUGCGGACGUCUCAAAGUCUGUAGUCAACGGCCGGGCCCACGAACAGACUAAUGGCCACUUAAAGAUCAACGGUCACAAAAUCACACAGGCUCUGCCUGUGACUCAAACGUCCACUACGACGAUGCCAGAGUCAUGGGUUCGUGCCUCGAUGCUGGUACGCCUCAAUUCACUCGCAGCGGGCGCAUCAGGAGUCCGCCUCCGUAUCACCGAUGGCCUGUUGCAGAUGCUCAACAAGGACAUCGUACCGCUCGUGCCACUCCGCGGCAGCAUCUCCGCAUCUGGCGACCUGCAACCCCUAUCCUACAUCGGGGCGGUUCUCCAAGGCAAGAAAUACGCCUCCGCAUAUUGCGGACCCCGGGACCGGGAUAGACGCCUCGUGCGUGCCGACGUGGCACUAGAGGAGGCCGACAUCGAGCCCACCUCCGUCCGCCCCAAAGAGGGACUCGCCAUCGUAAACGGGACCGCCGUCUCUGCGGGCGUGGCCGCACUGGCUCUGCACGAGUCACUGAACCUCGCGGCGCUGUCGCAGGUGCUGACGGCCAUGAGCGUUGAGGCGCUCCUGGGAACGGACGAGUCGUUCGACCCUUUCAUCGCACGUGUGCGGCCGCACCCGGGCCAGGCCGACAGCGCGCGGAACAUACUGGCCUUCCUGUCGGGCUCACGGCUCGCGCUGACCCAGGCCCAGGCCCAGACCAACGUGCAGGCAGCCGGUGAGCUGCGCCAGGACCGCUACUCGGUCCGCACCGCGAGCCAGUGGGUCGGCCCCGUGCUCGAGGACUUCGCGCUCGCGCACGCCCAGAUCACCACGGAGCUCAACUCGGUAACGGACAACCCGCUGAUCGACGCCGCGGCGGACCGGGUCCUGCACGGAGGCAACUUCCAGGCCAAGGCGGUGACGUCGGCGGCGGAGAAGCUGCGACAGGGCCUCCAGAGCCUCGGGCGCAUGCUCUUCUCGCAGCUGACGGAGCUCGUCAACCCGGCCACGAACCGCGGCCUACCGGCGAACCUAGUCGCCGACGACCCGGAGCGCAGCUAUCUCUUCAAGGGCACCGACAUCAUGGCCGCGGCCCUUACCAGCGAGCUGGGCUUCCUCGCCAACCCCGUCGGCAGCCAUGUCCAGACCGCCGAGAUGGGCAACCAGGGCAUCAACAGCCUGGCCCUCGUUAGCGUCCGGUACACCCUCGACGCCGUCGACGUCCUGAGCCAGCUCGCGGCGGCGCAUCUCGUGGCACUGUGCCAGGCGCUGGAUCUCCGGGCCCGGGAUAUGCUCGGCAAGGAGAGCCCCGUCGGCGAGAAGGACGGGGUGCUGGACGCGAGUCCAUACCUGGGCCGGGCGGCCGGCAGGGUGUACCGGUAUGUCAGGAACGAACUGGGAGUGCCGUUCCUGACAGAGGGUCGUGUCAACGGGCAGCUGGAGGACGAUGAAGAUGGGCUAGCGCCUAGCGUCGGCGCGUACAGCACUGUGGUAUAUGAGGCUAUACGAUCGGGCCAGCUCUAUGAUGUGGUGAUGGAGUGUUUAGAGGAGGCGAAGACGCUCGAGAUCGAUGCGCCUGGUUACGUCGACCGUCGUUCCGCCGCGGGUCUUGGAUCGUAUAUGAAUGGAGCUGCGAAUUCUGUGAUCAGAGGAUAA